Messenger RNA from Paralichthys olivaceus (Japanese flounder), 2806 nucleotides. It is a transcript of the gene slc25a1b, whose product is annotated as slc25a1 solute carrier family 25 member 1b. Gene Ontology annotation, cellular component: mitochondrion. Gene Ontology annotation, biological process: mitochondrial citrate transmembrane transport. The record is from RefSeq and is a predicted model, not a curated record. Gene Ontology annotation, molecular function: citrate secondary active transmembrane transporter activity. NCBI's taxonomy places the organism in Eukaryota, Metazoa, Chordata, Actinopteri, Pleuronectiformes, Paralichthyidae.
UUUUCAACGAGCAGAGUCGCCGGUCCUCCUUAAAUGUUAGUGACAAACAUGGCGCUCUCUGUGUUGGGCUGCGGCGGGGGGGGGGGGUUGCGCUCAGCUCCGCCCUGAAUGAACACUGACUCGACGCUAUCAGCCUGUGUGUGUGUGUGUAUGUGUGUGUGUGUUUGCACUGUGAUGAUAACUUGACUGUCAAAAGUACAUUUAACAACAGAGCAGCGCUGAGGGUCCAAUGGUCAGCGCCGCCUGUUUGCUCGCUGAGUGUCCGCGUCGAGGCGCCUGCACGCGGACUGCACGACAAGCGCUUGAAGGCUGAGCGGGUCCGUGCACAUCCGUGUUGACAACAAAAGUUUGGCCAGCGUUUAGCAGUCAUGUCCGGACAACCAGGCUUCGUGAGCCCGUUCCACAGACCCCGGUGUUUGGCGGCUGCAGCUCCGGCGAGUAAAGCCAAGUUCACCCACCCUGGAAAAGCUAUCCUGGCAGGUGGGAUUGCAGGAGGCAUCGAGAUCUGCAUCACCUUCCCAACAGAGUACGUUAAAACACAACUGCAGCUGGACGAAAAGGCAAAUCCUCCCAAAUAUAAAGGCAUCGGGGACUGUGUGAAGCAGACGGUGAACGGUCAUGGGGUGAGGGGUCUGUACAGAGGUCUAAGCUCUCUGCUGUAUGGCUCUAUACCUAAAGCAGCUGUAAGAUUUGGGGUGUUUGAGUUCCUUAGUAAUAAGAUGCGUGAUGAGAGCGGCAAACUAGACAGCAAGCGAGGAUUCCUCUGUGGCCUUGGAGCUGGAGUUGCAGAAGCCGUGCUCGUCGUCUGUCCCAUGGAGACAGUUAAGGUCAAAUUCAUCCAUGACCAGACAUCAGCCAACCCAAAGUACAAGGGAUUCUUCCAUGGGGUGAGAGAGAUCAUUCGAACCCAAGGACUGAAGGGGACCUAUCAGGGCCUAACAGCCACUGUACUGAAGCAAGGCUCCAACCAGGCCAUUCGCUUCUAUGUCAUGACUUCCCUGAGGAACUGGUACAAAGGGGAUGACCCCAACAAAGCCAUUAACCCUUUGAUAACUGGAUCGUUCGGAGCAGUCGCUGGUGCUGCCAGCGUGUUUGGAAACACUCCCCUGGAUGUCAUCAAAACCAGAAUGCAGGGACUUGAAGCUCACAAGUACAAAAGCACAAUGGACUGUGCCACCAAGAUCAUGAAGCAUGAGGGACCAAUGGCGUUCUACAAAGGCACCGUCCCUCGGCUUGGUCGGGUGUGCAUGGAUGUGGCCAUAGUCUUCAUAAUCUAUGAGGAAGUCGUAAAGUUCCUGAACGUUGUUUGGAAGACGGACUGAAACGUACAUCCUGCUACAAAAGCAGAAGUGUUAGGACAGGCCGUCCACAUUAUCAACCAGGCCGAGUCCCAAAGCAUUCUCCUUUAACACUGCUUCUAGGUUCUAAUGUCUACCUCCGAGUGAUUUUCAGAAAGAAAGGGAUUGAUGUAUUCUUGAUUUUAUUUAUAACACAGUUAAGUGGAAGCAUCAUCUGCAUGAAAUAAGCUCCAGAUUGCAGAAUCACCACUCACACUUCUUCAUUUCUUUUAAAUUUCAGAAGGGUAAAGUUCCUUAAGAGCUCAGGGAAAGCAACGGGGCAUUUAUUUAGAUCUGCUUGACUAGAGAAAAAGGUUAAUGGGAACAAAAAAAGAAGUCUCUCAAGUUAACUACAGUUCUUGGAAUUCAGUUUAUCACAAAGAACAUUACACGACCUGACAUAAUGUGAUUCAGACACUAUCGACAAAGAAAUUAUACUUGAAAAUGAGAUAUUAUACCAGAGAUAUAGAUAGAGAUAAAGCCCUCUUUAUACGCAAGUAUUUAGAUUUUUCCUGUUUUUAAAAGGCUUUUCAAAACCACAGUUUCGUUCAAACGCUGAUCUGAAUAAUUCAUCUCCAGAUAUCACUGCUGCAGAGGUUAAGGUACUUUAAGAACUAAAUGCCUUAAAUCACAGUUUUUAACAUUGUAGGAUCCAGAAAGAUGCCGUUUUAAUAUUGCAUAUACUUAACAUUUAGAAAUGCACAUUUUCCACAGAACAGCCGUUGAGGUGGUGUAAAGACGUGGUUCACUUUGAAGUUGCAGAAAUAUUUGAAUUAAUUAACUUACUAGACUGAUAAGUGCCUAUGUAUUUUAUGAUUCAUUUUGAGAUCUUUUCAGAUUAAGAAUGAUUAAAUGUUGUAUGUACAUAGUCACUAGAUAUUUUUAAUGAAUGUACUCAAGUGCAAACACUGCGCUGGGGCCAAAUGUUUCAUUCGAGGCAGCAUCUGAGGUAUGGUAUAUCUGAGAUGUUAAUGUUGUCUCGAUUCACCGUAACUGCUAAUAUGAAUUCAUGCUUCUAAAUUCAAAUAGCCUUUAGUACAUGGAGAUGCCUGUUUGAGGAAUUCUAUUAAUAGUGCCUUCCAAGAUUUUUUCAGACUUUUUUUCGCUUUUCGAUAUUAAUUGCCUUUAUCUUUUUCAUUAACUGACAACCCAAUGUGCCAACUGCUGCUCAGAAGCCAUGUUAAAGACUGGAGCUUGUGAGUCUGGCAUGUUUACAUGCAGUGCAAUUAAUUUUAUUAAUUUUUUUUGCUCAUCAUACGGUCUUUAUUUAGGAUACACAAUGUUUACUUUGAGGUACUAUUUCAGCUUCAUGUUAAACCUGCCUUAUGUCACAGAUAUUUAAACAUCUUUGGUAUUUUCAUAUUAUUUCCAUGUGAAAUAUUUCCUGUAGCUGAACCCGGUCUUGUGCCUUCAGUCUAAUCAAUUCUGAUAUGUAUGCUCACAAAUAAACAUUGGAUCUGACUGUUGAA